This is a messenger RNA of Mycena indigotica, 2193 nucleotides long. Its product is annotated as MSC domain-containing protein. Bases 1 to 2193 code for a protein of 730 amino acids. The record is from RefSeq and is a predicted model, not a curated record. NCBI's taxonomy places the organism in Eukaryota, Fungi, Basidiomycota, Agaricomycetes, Agaricales, Mycenaceae. Gene Ontology annotation, molecular function: chromatin binding. The transcript has 7 exons. Gene Ontology annotation, cellular component: nuclear inner membrane.
AUGUCGCGUCCGACUGCGGCAGAAAUCGUCAGGCAAGGCCACUAUCUGGAACCAGACUUUGACCCCGCAUCCCUCACCGUCUCUCAACUACUUGGCGUGUUUGGGUUCCAUGGCAUUGCCUACCCCACUCCAUACUCAAAGACGAAGCUUAUCAACCUGUUCAACGCAGAAAUCAAAUCUAAAGCAUCCAAAUUGAGAACCGCUCGUCUCAAAGCGGCGUCGAGUAUCGCAAGCGACGACGGCAUUACCGAUGGUGUAACAGGCGAACCCUUGACUGCCGCACCGCAGCCUGUCCGACGUUCAUCGAGAAGACUGUCUCGUGCUCCUACCGAAGAACCAGAACCAGCCCCAGCACCGAAACGGAGGCGAUCGUCUGCCCAACCAAACCUUGGAGGGCCAUCCCGCAAAGCAGAACCAGUGGAACCAGCUCUCGUCGAAGAGAGCGAACCCGAGGAGGAGGAACUUCCCGUGCGCAAGAUUGGCAGGAAGAAGACGCAGCAAACUGCAGGUCAGCAAAGCCGUCGAGUAUCCCACCCCGAAGAUAGCGCUUGGGAGGAUAAUAAUGUUUUCCAAUCUGGUGCCGAGUCGUCCUCUCCUGCGCGACCAAAGCCUACUCGGAAAAGCAUAGCUCCAAAGAAGAAACGUAAAUCUGUGUCUGCUCCUCCAGAAGUUGCACCUUCAUCAUCGCCGCCCCGACCUAGGGCGGAGUCACCAUUUUCUCCGCCCCAGUCUAAAUUCACACCAGAAUUUCCAUCCAACAUCAAACGAGAAAUGCGUCUGAUGUCUCCUAAAUUACCUGCUCCGUCAUUUUCGCCUCUCCAGACCAAGGUAGAACAUGACGAAACAUUCGACAAUGGCGAGUCAGAUUAUCCUGGCGACGGUCCAACGGAGGACUUUGGCCUGCUAGAAGAAGACGAAGAAGAGGACGAGGAGGCCGCACCUGAAGACGAAUAUAACGCCGUUAUUUCUCGCAAGAUUGCCCAGGGUGGUGUUGACAAAGCUUCGACGAAAGCGACAGGCUGGGGCAUCAUCAUUCGAGUGAUGCUAUUCCUGUUUAGCUUAGCGUCAAGUUAUGCUGUAUGGGGGUACAAAUCGGAAUCGUCGCUCAUCGGAUAUUGCAACAAGAAUCAGUCAACAAACCAAGCCUUGGAACAUCUUCGUGCAAAGAGACAUGCUGUUGAAGUAUGCCAUCGAGAUAACCAGACGCUGGCUGACGGAUCGCCUUGCCCGCUUCCUGAAAUACCGUUCCUUCAUCCUGACACCUGUACGCCGUGCCCCGCCCACGGAAGAUGCACUCAGUUUCAUGUCACAUGCGACGCUGGUUACUUGUUGGAGCCCCACCCACUCUUGUUUUUCGUGUCGGGUGCCAAUACGCCCAAGGUGAUUGAACAGUCCAUCAGGAGGGCAACCGAUGGUUUACCCGGCUUGGGCAGUAUUGGACUGCCCCCACACUGCGCAGAGGAUCGGCGUGUCAAUUGGUUAGGUCGAGCAGCGAAGAAGGAGUUGGGCGAAACUCGUGGUCGUCGUCUUUGUCAAGGCGAUACCAAACCGUUGUUGGAUGCUUAUGGUGGCGAGGCUAGACGCUGGGGCUACGAAGAGAGCGAGCUUGCCAAGGUCGUCAGCGCUAAGAUUCCCAAGGAAAAGGCGCCAUCAAACUUCAAGGAACUGUUUACUGAGGCAAUCCAGCAACUCACUCGAUUCGAGGAGAUCAUCAUCGGUGAAGAUGUCUCGAGCAAACAACGUUUUGUGGCGCUUAAGACUCCCGCCCUCAGUUGGGAUUGCAAAAUCAUCGUUCAAUCACGUGCCGUCUGGACGGAAUGGCAACUGGUUGUUUAUGCAAUUAUAGGCGUGACAUGCCUUAUGCUCUAUGGACGCCAUCGACGGACACAAAAUGCUACCGAGAACGCGAAAGUCGCGGAACUUGUUCAGACCGCAUUGGAUACUCUCAAAGAACAAGAUCGGGCCUAUCACUCGGACCCACUGUCAGCCAGCGUGCCUUACCUGUCGUCAUUGCAGCUGCGCGAUGUCGUUUUGGCAGAUGAACAUUCGGUUUCCCGUCGGACCAAGCUUUGGUCACGUGUUGAAAAGGUUGUCGAAGGGAAUGCCAAUGUUCGUGUCAACUUGGAAGAGGUAGAUGGAGGAGACGAGAUGCGGGUAUGGCGAUGGAUUGGCGCUGCGUCGCCAACCAAGUGA